Molecule: messenger RNA, 884 nt
Organism: Anthonomus grandis grandis
Lineage: Eukaryota; Metazoa; Arthropoda; Insecta; Coleoptera; Curculionidae
Product: phytanoyl-CoA dioxygenase, peroxisomal-like
Exons: 3
Coding region: 24-845 (273 amino acids)
Biological process (GO): fatty acid alpha-oxidation
Molecular function (GO): phytanoyl-CoA dioxygenase activity
Source: RefSeq, a predicted model, not a curated record
GAGAAAUUUCAGUUUAACCCAAGAUGGCGCCCUUAAAACUCCUCACGCCCGAACAAAAAGAAUUCUACGAGCGAAACGGUUUCAUCCAGUUGAGUGACGUGUUCACCGACGAGGAGUUCGAGGAGAUCCAUCGCGAGUACAACGCCCUCUUUCAGCGCAAAGAGAAUGAACAGAACAGCAACCUGGAGGGCGUGUGGCAGGGCACGGAAAUGCAAAAGGCCUCCAAGGGCCUCCAGAUAUCCGUGAAGUCGAUCCAUAACCUCCAAAUGCACAGCGGGGUGUUCACGCGGCUGCUGCUCCACCAGAAGUUCCUGGACGCACUCGAGGACGUGGUGGGGAGCCCCAACAUCCUGCUGCACCACACCAAAGCGCACAUCAAGCCCCCCGAAAAAGGGGCGCCGUUCCUCAUGCACCAGGACUACCACUACUUCCCCCACCGGAACCACACGAUGGUGGCCGCGUUCAUUCACAUGGAGGACACGAACCCGGAAAACGGGGGACUGUGCGUGUAUCCGGGCAGCCAUAAAUUGGGGCCGCUGCCCGAGAAGGAGGUGAUGGGGGACAACGGCAGUUUGUACAGACACAUUGACCAGGAGCAGUUCCCACUGGACAAGGCCACCCCAGUGAUUGCCCGUAAAGGGGACCUACUGAUAUUCUCCUAUCUCCUGGUGCACGGAUCCUAUUUGAACCUCUCCAAGAGAUCCAGACCGAUGUUCCUGGCCCAAAUCAGGGCAGCGGAAGACGAACCGACCAAAGAAAUCCACCGCUCGUACUGCCAAGACAUGGUACUGCGGGGGGUAAACGAAAAAAUGCCCGCCAUUAUCACCGAGAGACAUGUAAAAUAGCCGAUUGAAUAAAUAAUUGCACUUUUAUCAAAGGUUUAA